Molossus molossus (Pallas's mastiff bat) is the source of this 1408-nucleotide messenger RNA. RefSeq names its product nipsnap homolog 3A (gene NIPSNAP3A). The transcript is spliced from 6 exons. The record is from RefSeq and is a predicted model, not a curated record. Bases 101 to 844 code for a protein of 247 amino acids. NCBI's taxonomy places the organism in Eukaryota, Metazoa, Chordata, Mammalia, Chiroptera, Molossidae. Gene Ontology annotation, cellular component: mitochondrion.
CUGCUGUCCACUGGCUUCUCUUUCUAAGUCUCGAAGCUGUAGGAAGAGGAAUCUAGUCGAGUACCAGCUGGCUGCCCUCCUCAGCGCUCCAAGCUGCGCCAUGCUUACUCUCCGCAGCGGCCUAACUAGGGCUCUGGCCGCGCGGACCUUGACGCCUCAGGUGUACUCAUCUUUUUCUACAGGACCUAGACAAUACGAUGGAACGUUCUAUGAAUUUCGUACCUAUUAUCUUAAGCCUUCAAAGAUGAAUGAGUUUUUGGAAAAUUUUAAGAAAAAUGCACAUCUUCGGACAGCUUACUCUGAAUUGAUUGGAUACUGGAGUGUAGAAUUUGGAGGCAGAAUGAAUAAAGCAUUUCAUAUUUGGAAGUAUGAUAAUUUCGCUCAUCGAAUCGAAGUUCGGAAAGCUUUGGCCAAAGAUAAGGAAUGGCAAGAACAGUUUCUCAUUCCAAAUUUGGCUCUUAUGGAUAAACAAGAGAGUGAGAUUGCUUAUCUCGUACCAUGGUGCAAAUUAGAAAAGCCUCCGAAAGAAGGAGUCUAUGAAUUGGUUACUUUUCAGAUGAAACCAGGUGGGCCGGCUCUGUGGGGUGACACAUUUAAACGGGCAAUCAAUGCCCAUGUCAAUCUAGGCUACUCAAAACUGAUUGGAGUUUUCCACACAGAAUAUGGAGCACUCAACAGAGUUCAUGUUCUCUGGUGGAAUGAGAGUGCAGACAGUCGUGCCGCCGGGAGGCAUCUGGCUCAUGAGGACCCCAGAGUCGUGGCAGCUGUUCGGGAAUGUGUCAAUUACCUGGUAUCUCAGCAGAAUAUGCUUCUGAUUCCUACAUCAUUUUCACCAUUGAAAUAGUUUUCCACCAAAAUACAAAGCAUUUUAUGAAACGUCUUAAGAUGUAUCUGCUAAUGAUACUUAAAUUCUCCUAAGGGCAUCUCACUUUUGUUUGAAGAAGGUGGUAAGUUAAUUCGCUAUAACUCGGCAUUUUUAAAGCCACCUCUGUUGUUUGUCAUUACCACCUUAGAAAAUAGUCUGUUCAUUUUCCCCAUGGUUUUUCGGUAGCUAUUAUACAUUAGAAAUAGCUGCCACUAUUCAUGAUUUUGAUUUUUCAUUUCUUUCAGAAUAUCUCUUACUCUAUUUUGAUGACCCUUUCUUUGCUUUACGGCAUUUCCUACGUUUAAGUGAUGUGCUUAUAUUUCUGUGCCUGACCGUAUUUUAAAACUGUUUGCAUGCAAUGUGUUUAUUUUCAAUGUCUUUUUUUCUGAGAUUUAAAAAAAAUUGUUUCUAGUAAAGUUUAUUUUGUAACAUCAAAUGGGAUUCAUAAGACUAUUAAAGCAAAUGUAUUUUUUUUAAUCUUCACCCGAGGACAUUUUUGCAUUUAUUUUCAGAUAGAGCAGGAGGGAGAGAGGGGGAAAAGAG